CCUCCUGAACUAGUUCUGUCAGUGCAGCCACCAAGAGCAAACCUCUUGAGUAUUACAUCCAUAGAGAUAUUACCAAUAUCUGUGAUAUCUCUAUGAUUGCAGCACACUUAACUUUUAUAUUCUACUAUUUGUGAUUCACCGACUUCCCAUUCUAUUUGUACGCCUCUAAUGGUGACAUUGUCAUCAAGUUUUCGUAAAGUAUUUGUACCAAAUCAACUCAUAAAAAUGACUGCUUCGGUACCAGUUAUUCACCACAACGUUGAAUCUGUUUUAAACGUUUUAGAACUGCCUGAGAACAAAGAAAUUGCUGCAGUUCAGGAAUUGUUAAAAAUUUAUGAAGCAGCUAAAAUUUCAAAGGAGAAGAAUGAUGCUUGUGGAGAAGUUAAACAACAUCCUUUAAUUAUCUUUGAAGGUUUGGAUGGUUCAGGUAAAUCUACUGUCGGUUUCAAGUUUGCUAAGAAAAUUGAUGGUGUGAAAUGGCAAACACCUCCUAAAAGUAUACAGCAUCUUCGAAGCAUAUGUGAUAAAAAUAAAAAGUUAAAUGCCGCCUAUUACUCUUUGGGAAAUUAUAUUGCAGGUUUAGAAGUACAGAAAAUUCUAAAAAACAGGCCGGUAGUGAUGGACAGAUAUUGGCAUUCCACAGCAGCUUUUGGUAUAGCUCAAGCAGUUAAUGACAAUCCAGAUUUUUCAAUGCCUCCACAAGGUGAUAAAAUGUAUUGUUGGCCAGAAGAUUUAUUCAAACCAGACAUAGUAAUUUUCUUGGAUGUUAAUGAAAAUGUUAGAUUACAGCGAAUCUCUAGAAGAAAGGAGUUUACUCCACAAGAAGACUUGCUCAGUUCUUCUGAGGAAUUUAGAAACAAUGUUAUUUUGGCGUACAGGAAUAUGUGUGACCCAGAAGUGAUUUUCAUCGAUGGAAAUCACACUAUUGAAUCUGAGUGUUCCGAAAUCUUAAAAAGCGUCAAGCAUUUAUUAUGUACUGAAUAAUAAAGAUAUUUUUUUCUCAUCU
Messenger RNA from Diorhabda sublineata, 1006 nucleotides. RefSeq names its product UMP-CMP kinase 2, mitochondrial-like. NCBI's taxonomy places the organism in Eukaryota, Metazoa, Arthropoda, Insecta, Coleoptera, Chrysomelidae. Gene Ontology annotation, biological process: dTDP biosynthetic process; dUDP biosynthetic process; dTTP biosynthetic process. The record is from RefSeq and is a predicted model, not a curated record. The transcript is spliced from 5 exons. Gene Ontology annotation, cellular component: cytoplasm; mitochondrion. Gene Ontology annotation, molecular function: dTMP kinase activity. Bases 169 to 984 code for a protein of 271 amino acids.